This is a messenger RNA of Sphaeroforma arctica JP610, 705 nucleotides long. RefSeq lists its product as hypothetical. The coding region runs from base 73 to 705 and encodes 210 amino acids. The transcript is spliced from 3 exons. The record is from RefSeq and is a predicted model, not a curated record. Gene Ontology annotation, molecular function: nucleic acid binding; zinc ion binding. Lineage: Eukaryota; Ichthyosporea; Ichthyophonida.
CGAAGGUACAGAAGCGCUACUGAGUCUGUGAGGGCUACAGGCGAAGCAUUAACCACCGAAGAAAGCGAGGACAUGCCAGAUGCCAUACAGCAGGAUGUUGGCGAUAGCACCCCUACCCCUCCGCAUGAACGUACACAUGCACACAUUCGUACACGUGUAGACACAGAUGCGCAUACAGCUGCACGUGCACAACCACACCGGCAGAUACCAGAUAGCAGUACGCACACAAACCCCGUAGUCCCCAACAUACGCCUGAAUAGUACGCAGCCACGCCUCCCGAACACGCGCACAUAUGGCACCCUACACCAGGCACUUUGUGGCUACUGCCGUCAACCAGACCAUGCGUUGCCUGCGUGCACUAAGUACCGGUUGUACUGUGGGCACUUACCGGAGCACACCGACGAGGCGCUUGGGCAGAAACAAUGCGUGUACUGUGAUCAGUUUGGACAUCCGUGGACGGCUUGCCCCCAGUUCUACUCAGACUCCAUAGGCUAUGAACUACUAAUGCAUCACUUGGUCACGGACGUUUUAAUGUCCAAAGCGAAAACUGUGAUACGUGACACUGUGCCAAUCCAAGAAGCUCUCGUCUGCUUCGACUUCACAUGGGUGCGAUACCUAUCAGCGGCUGUUAUUGGCCCAGGUGUACAAACAUCACCCUUGACAACCAUCCUGUAUGGAAAAGCUGCUAGGAAGGGUCUCCCUUGA